CAGCGCGGGGGUCCCUGCCGGCCAUGCGCCCCCCGGGCCGGCCGGGGGGGCCGCCGGGGGACGGGGGGCUCCGCUGAGCCCCAGCCAUGGAGCCGCGCCGCUGGCCGCUGCUCUGGGGCGUCCGCGCGGUGCUGGUGCACGUCACGGUGCUCACGGCGGGGCAGCGCCCGCAGGAGAGACCCCCGCGGCCGCCAGGAUGGUCGCCGGGCCCCUCAUCCUCGUGGGCGCCCACCCUGGAGCCGGGAGCGCCGGGGGACGCCGAGGGCUCGGCGGCAGCGCUGGCGUUCCUGCGCACGGGGGAUGCCCAGCGCCUGGCCCGGGCCAACUGCAGCGGGGGGGUCGCGGCGGGACCCCCCGGCCCGGGGCCCCCCCCGGCCCUGCGAGCCGCCCUCCGGGCCGCCCCUGAGGCGCUGGCACACACCGCCAACUUCCUCAACAUGCUCUUCCAGACCAACGACAUCCGCGAGGCCAGCGUGGCCGAGGACGUGGAGUGGUACCAGGCGCUGGUCCGCAGCCUGGCCGAGGGGCACCCGUGGGUGCGCCGGGCGGUGCUGGCCCUCGACGCCCACCCGCUGGCCCCCAAGCCCCGGCUGAUGCUCCAGGCCACCAAGGGGGACGGGCAGAUCCUACUGCAGGACGUCUCGGCCUCCGCCCCCAGCCUGGGCAACCUCAGCUGGGACAACGAGUGGUUCAACGCCCUCAAGUCCCAGCGGACCCCCCAGCUCCGCAAGCGCGUGCUCAGCAACGACCUGCGCAGCAUGGAGACCCCCAAGUGGCAGCGGGGGGACAGCUACGUGGGCGACCCGGGCCACGUGAGGUGGUCGCCGCCGUUCCUGGAGUGCCGGGAGGGCCGGUUCCUGCCCGCCUGGGCGGUCACGCUCUCCUCCGCCUUCUACGGGCUCAAGCCAGACCUCAGCCCCGAGUUCAAGGGUGUGGUGCGGGUGGAUGUGGAGCUGCGGGAUGUGGCCAUCGACCAGUGCGCCAGCGGGCCGGGCUGGUUCUCUGACACACAUCGCUGUGACCUCAACAGCACCCAGUGUGUGCCCCAGGAGAGCCGUGGCUUCGUCCUCGGGAGGUACCUGUGCCGGUGCAGGCCGGGCUUUUACGGGGCCGGCGGAGUGGCCAGCGGUGCCUGGGCAGGGCCGGACGGGGGGUCCCGCCUGGCGUGCUGGCCCUGCCGCCCGGGCUGUGCCACCUGUGAGGAUGACAAGCCGUGCCUGAUCCAGGAGGACCCGGUGCUGCGGGCGGCCGUGCUGUCGUGCCAGGCCUGCUGCAUGCUGGCCAUCUUCCUCAGCAUGCUCGUCUCCUACCACUUCAGACGGAGCAAGAGGAUCCGGGCAUCGGGAAUCAUCCUCCUGGAGACCAUCCUCUUUGGAUCCCUCCUCCUCUACUUCCCCGUGUUCAUCCUGUACUUCAAGCCGAGCAUCUUCCGCUGCAUCGUCCUGCGCUGGGUGCGGAUGCUCGGCUUCGCCACCGUCUACGGCACCAUCACCCUCAAGCUGUACAGGGUGCUGAAGGUGUUCCUGUCCCGCUCGGCCCAGCGGGCGCCCUACGUGUCGAGCGGGCGGGUGCUGAAGAUGCUGGCGCCCAUCCUGCUCCUGGUGCUGUGGUUCCUGGCAGCCUGGACCAUCGGGAUGCUGGAGAACAUCAACAAGAACAUCCCGCUGGUGAUCCGCACCCAGACCACCCACGGGCUCCACUUCUACAUCUGCGGCCACGACUGCUGGGACUACAUGAUGGUCAUUGCCGAGAUGCUGUUCCUGCUGUGGGGCAGCUUCCUGUGCUACGCCACCCGGGCCGUGCCCUCCGCCUUCCACGAGCCCCGGUACAUGGGCAUCGCCCUCCACAACGAGCUCAUGAUCUCCACUGCCUUCCACGUGGUCAGGUUCAUCAUCAUCCCCUCCCUGCAUCCUGACUGGACUCUGCUCCUCUUCUUCGCUCACACCCACGGCACCGUCACCAUGACCCUGGCCCUGCUCUUUAUCCCCAAGUUCCUGCACAGGGGCUCUCCGCUGCGGGAGGAGAUCACGGCCGAGGUGUACGAGGACGAGCUGGACAUGCGGCGCUCGGGCUCCUGCCUGAACAGCAGCAUCGCGUCCGCCUGGAGCGAGCACAGUCUCGACCCCGAUGACAUUCGGGAGGAGCUGAAGAAGCUCUACCGGCAGCUGGAGGUGCACAAGACGUGGCGGAUGGCGACCAACAACCCCCACCUGCCCAGGAAGCGCAGCUCCCGCCGCAGCCUCGCCCGCUCCAUCCUGCGCCGCGGGGCCGAGCCGCCCGAGGCCCCGUCCCGCCGGAGCAGCGCCGGGGACCGCGGGAGCAUCCCGGGCCGCCGCGGCUCCUCCGCCAGGCGCCCGCCGGACACCGGCGGCACCGGCGCGAGGAUGAGGGACGAGGGAGCCCGGCGCCGCUCCUCGGCCCUGCGCAAGUCCCGCAGCUCCGAGGGGCCCCCCCGAGGGUCGCCCAGCCCCGGCACCCUCCCCCCCGAGGAGCCCUCGCCGGGGAGGGAGGAGAUGGAGGUGACCUUGGAGCAAUCCGACAGCGACUCCCUGGACGCCGCCCCGCUCGUGUGCAAGUCGGCCAGCGCCCAAAACCUGUCGGGGCACUGGCAGAGACCCCCGGCCCGGGCGCCCGCCCUGCAGAAGUCACACAGCGUCGUCACCGGGGCGCGGGAGGAGGCCCUGCUGGCGGCCAGCAGAGCCGCCCGGGAGGGGUGGCACAGCAGCAGGCAGCUCUCAGCCCCGGCCUCGAGGCACCCUCCCGGCCGUGCCCCUCCCAGGGACGCCGGGAAGGCCAAAAUCCCCGCCAAGAGCUGCUCCCAGGAGGACGCGUCCCCCCUGGGCGAUGCCAAGGCGCAGAAACACGUCACCUACGCGCCCACCAAGAGCGUCAGCAUCGACAGCGCCCACCCGCCCAGGAAGGUGCGAGUGGCCGUGAGGAAAACGCCCCCCGUGCCCCCCGUCCGCUACGAGAGCCUGGGGAGGCACUCGGGGCCCGCUGGGGACUCCCUGGAGCCGGCGGAGCCACCGCGGGACCCCCCGGCACCGGCGGGAGAGGCGGAGGGGACACCGGAGGGGACACCAGAGGGACACCCGGGGCGCUCGUCCCCUAGCGCGGGGAAGGGCGGGCUGCUGAGCCCACCCCCCAUCUCGGCACAGGUCUGUCCCUGGGAGCUGAUCCAGGACGAGAUCCUGAGCAGGAAACAAAAAGCCGCCGAGGCAGCAGAGUCAGGAAUCCCCGGUGACACGGAGACCACCGGCCCCGAGCCCAAACCGGCCCCCGCCAAGACCUUCCGGAGCCUGGGCCUGGCCAUCAAAGCCCUGAACCGCUCCCGGGGCAAGAGCAUCCUCAGAGGGAGGAGGGAGAGCGAGGGGAGCUUCAGGAAGAGGGGGAGCAGCAGGAGGGAGAAGUCCAGUCUGGCCGAGGCUUCGGCCACGUCCCUCGGGGGCACCGGCCCGGACCCCGCUGCCAAAAGCCCCGAGGGGGGCAGGCAGAGGCCAGAGCCCCCCAGCCGUGGGUACACGGUGCCCUGCCAGCACAACAACAACGCUGCCACCCCCGGGGAAGCCACGGGCUGGGGGGACAGCGGGACAGAAGGACAAUGGGACAGUCUGGUGCCAGGGACAGCUGGUGGGGACGAAGUGGCAGAGCAGCCCGGUGGGAAAACACAGGUGGAGCCCCAGGAAGGGGACGGGGCUCCUGGGGUGGAUCCAGGGAAGGACGUUCCUGCAGUGGAUCCAGGGAAGGAUGUUCCUGCAGUGGAUCCAGGGAAGGACGUUCCUGCAGUGGAUCCAGGGAAGGACGUUCCUGCAGUGGAUCCAGGGAAGGAUGUUCCUGCAGUGGAUCCAGGGAAGGAUGCUCCUGCAGUGGAUCGAGGGAAGGAUGCUCCUGCAGUCAUGCUGGAGGAAGGAACAGCCAAAGGGCUCCAGGGGAUGAAUGGAUCCAUCCAGCCCCAGGAGCACACGGAGGAGGAGCAGCCACCUGCAAAGCCCACCCCAAGCAGCCCCCAGCCCUCCACCACCAGCGUGCAGGGAGAGGCCAGGGGGAAGCCAAGGACUGGGGUUUUUCCCCCAGGAUCCCUUGGAAUCCCAGCGGGAAGGGGAGCUCUGCUGCGCCAAGAGGCCGUUGCUUCCCGGGAGGACGGGGGGCUCCCGGUGGGUGAGGAGAGCCCGGCAAAGGCACUGGGAAAGGGGAGCAGCCAGGAUGAGCCCCUCGGUCCUGGGGGGAGCCAGGACACCGACAGAGCUCGGGAUGCAGCGGGGAAAGCUGGGACUGUGCCCAAACCUUCAUCCCAGCAAGCUGGGUCCGUGGACAGCAAAAAGGCCACCAUCUGUCCGUGGGAAGUGGAGGAUGAGCCACGUCCUAGAACAGAAAUCUGCCCCUGGGAAGAGGCUGCAGCUCCAGCAGGGAAGGAGGGAUUGAGGCAGGACACCUCCAAAAGGGAAGGCAAGCCAGGAUCCAGAGGAGUGGGAGAUACCAAAGCAAAGCUGGCAGGGACGGGCGGCCGUCGGGAACAGCACAGGGACACCGGGAUCUUCACAGAGCUCGUCAGGAAAAGCCUGGAAAAAGCUGAGUCCAAGAAAUCCCAGAGUAUGGAGAGCAUAAAGGAGGAGAUCUGUCCUUGGGAGAGCCUGGGCACCGAGAAAGCCCUGGGACAACCCCCUGCCAGGAGCACAGCACUGCCCAAAUCACCUUCGGGGAAAUCCCAGAGCACGGAGAGCCUGAAGGCAGAGAUCUGUCCUUGGGAGGCUCAGGAGCCCAAAUCCAGUGAAAUCUGUCCCUGGGAGGGGGCUGAACCUCCAUCAGGUAAAGAGAAACUCAGACCAUCCACUGUGAGCAAAAGCCCUUCUGCAAGUCAGGAUCUCCUGAAAGAAACUGGAGUUGGUGCAUCCGGAAAGGAGGAGAAAGCAAAGAGAGACCAUGAGUCCAUCUGUCCCUGGGAGAGCACAGACACGGAGCAGCCACUGCCCAAACUCCACACUGGGAGCACAGAGCCAUCAAAGAAAUCAGCAGAGAUCUGUCCUUGGGAGGAUCAGGAGGUCAAAUCCAGUGACAAAGCUGAGAUCUGUCCCUGGGAGAGCAUGGAGCAGCCCCUGGGCAAAGCCCGUGCAGGGAGCACAGAGCCUUCCAAGAAAUCCCAGAGCACAGAGAGCCUGAAGGCAGAGAUCUGUCCUUGGGAGGAUCAGGAGCCCAAAUCCAGUGACAAAGCUGAAAUUUGUCCCUGGGAGGGGGCUGAACUUCAGCUGGAAAAAGGAACAGCCCCAGGGAAGGACAGAGUCCCACCAAAGUCCUCCAAACCUGUGGAGAAGGGGAGCAGAGACCGUGAGUCCGUCUGUCCCUGGGAGAGCACGGACAUCGAGCAGUCCCCAGGCAAAGCCCGUGCAGGGAGCACAGAACCUUCCAAGAAAUCCCAGAGCAAGGAAAGCCUAAAGGCAGAGAUCUGUCCUUGGGAGGGUCAGGAGCCCAAAUCCAGUGACAAAGCUGAAAUCUGUCCCUGGGAGAGCACAGACACGGAGCAGCCACAGGCCAAACCCUGUGCAGGGAGCACAGCACUGCCCAAAUCACCUUCCAAGAAAUCCCAGAGCACAGAGAGCCUGAAGGCAGAGAUCUGUCCUUGGGAGGAUCAGGAGCCCAAAUCCAGUGACAAAGCUGAAAUCUGUCCCUGGGAAGGGGCUGAACCUCCCUCCCAGCAGCCAAAGGCACAGCAGGUUUCCCAGGGGGGCUCCAGGGGGGACAAGCGCAUCACGCGCCAGGCAGCGCUGGCCAGCCCGGAGAGAUCCCCAGGGAAGGGCAGCAGGGACAGGGAGGCUGUGUGUCCCUGGGAGAGCCUGGGCACACAGGAACCCUCGGGAACAUCCCAUGUCGUGGGCACAGGGCUGCCCAAAUCACCUUCGGGGAAAUCCCAGAGCACAGAGAGCCUGAAGGCAGAGAUCUGUCCUUGGGAGGAUCAGGAGCCCAAAUCCAGUGACAAAGCUGAAAUCUGUCCCUGGGAAGUAGCUGCACCUCAGCUGGACAAAGGAGCAGCCCCAGGGAAGGACAGAGUCCCACCAAAGUCCUCCAAACCUGUGGAGAAGGGGAGCAGAGACCGUGAGUCCGUCUGUCCCUGGGAGAGCACAGACACAGAGCAACCCCUGGGCAAACCCCGUGCAGGGAGGACAGAGCCUUCCAAGAAAUCCCAGAGCAAGGAAAGCCUGAAAGCAGAGAUCUGUCCCUGGGAGGACCAGGAGCCCAAAUCCAUUGACAAAGCAGAGAUCUGUCCCUGGGAGGGGGCUGAACCUCAGCUGGAGAAAGGAACAGCCCCAGGGAAGGACAGAGUCCCACCAAAGUCCUCCAAACCUGUGGAGAAGAGGAGCAGAGACCGUGAGUCCGUCUGUCCCUGGGAGAGCACGGACACGGAGGAUCUCUCCCUGAAAACUGCAAUGGAGAAGGAGCCAUCCAAGAAAUCCGACAGCACGGAGAGCAGGAAAUCUGAAAUCUGCCCCUGGGAAACAGCAGAGCCCAUGGGGUUGGAAAAGGAAAGCUCCAAAGCAGGUGUGCACCCACGGGGAGCUGACAGAACAUCCCACCCCGGGAUGGGAAAGCCAAAGCCGGUGGCAGGAGCUGGUGUUGGGUCUCCAACAGCCCUGCUGGAAAAAUCCAAGGGCAGCUCUGAUGGGGAGGCCAAACACAAGCCCCUGUGCCGGCUCCCGCCCAGCAUCCAGCCCCCAGGGAUGGGCAGCAGCUCCAGGCCUGGCACUGGCCUGGCUGAGGUUUGUCCCUGGGAAGCAGAAGAGGCUCCAUCAGCACCUGCCAAGCCCAGCACAGACACAAGGAAAAGCUCGGAGGUGUGUCCCUGGGAGGAGGAGAGGGUGGAUCCCACCCCGACCCACCAGGGCCAGGGCAGAGCCAGAGGGACCCCCCGGGAUGGAGAGGGGGGUGAGAGGGACACCCAGCCCGAGGUGUGCCCGUGGGAUCACCAGUAGCCCCACCCAUAAAUCCCAGUGCAGACGUGGCUUUUGGGGAGGGAAAGGCUGGGGCUGGAGGCUGCUCCCACCUGCAGAGCCCCUGUGCUUGGCCCGAGGUCUUUGCUGGUCCAACACCAACGUCAGGACGUGUAAAUACAGCAAAUAAAGGGUGUUGUUACAGA
Molecule: messenger RNA, 7126 nt
Organism: Chiroxiphia lanceolata (lance-tailed manakin)
Lineage: Eukaryota; Metazoa; Chordata; Aves; Passeriformes; Pipridae
Gene: GPR179
Product: G protein-coupled receptor 179
Exons: 16
Coding region: 87-6962 (2291 amino acids)
Biological process (GO): G protein-coupled receptor signaling pathway
Cellular component (GO): membrane
Molecular function (GO): G protein-coupled receptor activity
Source: RefSeq, a predicted model, not a curated record